Gryllus bimaculatus (two-spotted cricket) is the source of this 1150-nucleotide messenger RNA. NCBI's taxonomy places the organism in Eukaryota, Metazoa, Arthropoda, Insecta, Orthoptera, Gryllidae. The record is from the annotation of a GenBank genome assembly.
UAAAAUCGAUUUUGCAAACAUUCACGCAAGCACUCAUGUGGCAACCGUGCCUAAUUUUCCCCUACCACUGUACAAUUGUCUCGCAACGUGCACGUGGGUUAUAAGCACCCGAAAGUGGCUGUCGCUGGGCUCCGGCCUUGAUCGAUGAAGUUGGUAUUGAUAAGCAUAAUGAAUAGGUUAUUCACAAAUGUGCAGGGUCAUCGUUCCAGUUUUCCGGAUUCUCUUGGAAAUCUCACAGAAUCAGUGGCAUUUUCGUAAGCUUACGUCUUCUUCAAGUUAUCAUUUACUGAGUCUUAGAUUUAUGGAAAUGUCUUCAUCAGGGGGCGAACAACACACUAGUACAAUUUUUCAAGGAAAGAAGGAUAUAUAUAAGGGAAUAGUUGUGAAUUCAAGUGAAGCUUCUGACGGCGGAUGUUUCUCCAUCACUCUUGAAGAGUCAUUGAAAUAUUGGAGAACAAAUAACGUGCGUACUGUAUGGUUCAAUGUUGCCCUGGAACAGGCAGACUGGAUCCCUGAACUUGCUAAGAAUGGCUUCAAAUUUCAUCAUAUAAAGGGAGACGAUGUUGUUAUGUACAAAUGGCUACCAGAGAAUGAAGAAUGCAAUAUUCCAUCAUAUUGUCAUACCAUGGUGGGUGUUGGAUCAGUAGUUAUUAAUUCAGAUGAUGAGAUAUUGGUGAUUCAAGAACGCUUUUCAACAAAACAGCAGUGGAAACUUCCUGGUGGUUAUGUGGAACCUGGUGAAAAUAUAGGUGAUGCUGCUGUCAGAGAAGUUUUUGAAGAAACCAAUGUUCAAGCAGAAUUCCAAUAUCUUGCAACUUUUCGCCACAUGCACAAUGCUAAUUUUGGAUGUUCUGACAUAUACUUCAUAGCUUGUCUUAAGCCAUUGUCAGAUAAAAUAGAAAAAUGUAAUAAAGAAAUCAAAGCAUGUCAAUGGAUGAAGGUUGAAGAAUUUUUGGAUCAUCCUUUGGUUCAUGAAGGAAACAAAUUCUUUGUAAGAAAGUGCAUUGAAUAUCAGAAAGAAGGAAACAGUAUUGGUUGUGUUCAAAGUAUACAUCCUGCAAUAAACAAGCAUCAGUGUGUUUAUAGUAUUAUGACCAACAAAGACAUUCCACCAUAUAUGCUAAAAUAUGCUACUGAAAGUUUACCACCC